Molecule: messenger RNA, 2466 nt
Organism: Ornithorhynchus anatinus (platypus)
Lineage: Eukaryota; Metazoa; Chordata; Mammalia; Monotremata; Ornithorhynchidae
Gene: STIM2
Product: stromal interaction molecule 2
Exons: 13
Coding region: 166-2214 (682 amino acids)
Biological process (GO): intracellular calcium ion homeostasis; store-operated calcium entry; activation of store-operated calcium channel activity
Cellular component (GO): plasma membrane; endoplasmic reticulum
Molecular function (GO): calcium channel regulator activity; protein binding; calcium ion binding
Source: RefSeq, a predicted model, not a curated record
GAUCCAGGAAGCCGAAUGAAGUCUAGAUCCAAGUGGGAUCCGAACUGAAUAGGGACUGGGGCCUGGGCCGCCUUCUUAGAGGAUCCCUGCAUUUCGUUAAGCCCUCCUUGCUUUACUGAAGAGGAUCGAUUGAGUCUAGAAGCUCUCCGUACAAUACACAAGCAAAUGGACGACGACAAAGACGGCGGCAUUGAAGUAGAAGAAAGUGAUGAAUUUCUCAGAGAAGAUAUGAAAUAUAAAGAUGCCACUAAUAAACACAGCCAUCUGCACCGAGAAGACAAGCAUAUAACAGUUGAGGAUUUGUGGAAACGCUGGAAAACAUCAGAAGUUCACAAUUGGACUCUCGAAGACACCCUUCAGUGGCUGAUAGAAUUUGUUGAACUUCCCCAGUAUGAGAAGACCUUUAGAGAUAACAACGUCAAAGGAACAACUCUCCCCAGGAUAGCGGUAAAUGACUUGGCGUUCAUGACCUCUCAACUGAAAAUUAUUGACCGAAGCCAUAGGCAGAAGCUUCAACUGAAGGCACUGGAUGUUGUUCUGUUUGGACCACUAACACGCCCACCACACAACUGGAUGAAGGAUUUUAUCCUCACGGUUUCUAUAGUGAUUGGUGUUGGAGGUUGCUGGUUUGCCUAUACGCAGAACAAAACAUCAAAAGAACACGUUGCAAAAAUGAUGAAAGACCUAGAGAGUCUGCAGACUGCAGAGCAAAGCCUUCUUGACCUACAAGAAAGACUUGAAAAGGCACAGGAGGAGAACAGAAACGUUGCUGUCGAAAAGCAGAAUCUGGAGCGCAAAAUGAUGGAUGAAAUCACUUAUGCAAAGGAGGAGGCUUGUCGACUGAGAGAACUGAGGGAGGGAGCGGAAUCUGAGUUGAGCAGGCGCCAGUAUGCAGAACAGGAGCUAGAACAGGUCCGCAUGGCUCUAAAGAAGGCCGAGAAGGAAUUUGAACUAAGAAGCAAUUGGUCUGUUCCAGAUGCUCUGCAAAAAUGGCUCCAAUUGACCCACGAAGUGGAAGUUCAAUAUUACAAUAUUAAGAGACAAAACGCUGAAAUGCAGUUAGCAAUCGCUAAAGAUGAGGUCGCUGCUUCAUAUCUGAUCCAGGCCGAGAAGAUAAAAAAGAAGAGAAGCACAGUCUUUGGGACUUUACAUGUUGCACACAGCUCCUCCCUAGAUGAAGUGGACCACAAGAUUCUUGAAGCAAAGAAAGCUCUCUCCGAGUUGACAACUUGUUUACGCGAACGUCUUUUUCGUUGGCAACAGAUUGAGAAGAUCUGUGGCUUUCAGAUAGCUCAUAACUCUGGCCUGCCAAGCUUGACCUCCUCGCUUUACUCUGAUCACAGUUGGGUGGUGAUGCCUAGGGUCUCCAUCCCACCCUAUCCAAUUGCUGGGGGAGUUGAUGAUUUGGACGAAGAUACACCUCCAAUUGUGUCCCAGUUUUCUGGGCCCAUUGUGAAGCCUCCCAGCACCCUAGCAAGAAGCAGCAGCCUGUGUCGCUCGCGUCGGAGCAUUGUGGCCUCAUCUCCUCAGCCUCAGCACACUCCGCUUCCUCCGCUCCCUCCCCACGCCCAGCACCCGCCCCAUCCUCGACAUCCUCCACAUUCUCAACACCCAGCGCCCCUGCAGCAUGCCUUGCCUUCCCCGGAUCCCGACAUCCUCUCAGUUUCGAGUUGCCCCGCUCUCUACCGCACCGAGGAGGAGGAAGAGGCCAUUUACUUCACUGCUGACAAGCAAUGGGAAGUACCAGAUACCGCUUCAGAAAGCGACUCCUUAAACUCAUCCAUUGGAAGGAAGCAGUCUCCUCCUUCAAGCCUUGAGAUGUACCACACCAUGUCUCCACGCAAGAUAUCGAGAGAUGAACUGUCCUUAGAGGAGUCCUCCAGGGGAGACUCCCCAGUAACUGCAGAUAUCUCCCGGGGAUCCCCCGACUGUGUCGGCCUGACAGAAACUAAGAGUAUGAUUUUCAGCCCCGCAAGCAAAGUGUACAAUGGCAUCCUGGAGAAGUCCUGCAGCAUGAACCAGCUUUCCAGCGGGGGCUCGGUGCCCAAACCCCGCCACACCUCCUCCUCUUCCACCGGCAGCGAAAGUAAACCCGCCCUGGAACCCACCCAUGUCCCCCGGAUAAGCAGCAUCCCCCAGGACCUCUGUCAGAAUGGAGAGAAAAGCAAAAAGCCAUCCAAAAUCAAAAGCCUUUUUAAGAAGAAGUCCAAGUGAACUAAAAGAAUCCUGCCGGGGGCAUUGUUCAACUUUUCUUUUACUUUUCUUUUUUUUUGUUGUUUUUCUUUUUUUUUGUUGUUUGUUUUUUAAUUUUAGGAAUGUAACUCCCAUUUAUGGACGUUCCGGACUGGAUGCCGUGGGGAACGCCCUUUAUGUCUAAUGUCUGCUAUUUAAGUGACUCUAGAGUCGGACCGUCGGGCCAACUGUCCCCGAACAAAAUCAUUAAAAAGUUGAGACAGUUUACAGUCA